AUACAGACUGCUUCUACAAACAUUUGUGAAAGAAUGGCAAUAAGUCCAUCCAUGAAAUUUCCUUGCUACUAAAUAUUCCACGGUCAACUGCUAGUGGUAUUAUAACAAAGUGGAAGCAACUGGGAAAAACAGGCAACUCAACAAUGAAUUGGUAGGCCACAUAAAAUGACAGAGUGGGAUCAUUGCAUGCUGAAGCGCACAGUGCACAGAAGUUGCCAACUGUCUGCAGAUUCAAUAGCUACGGGACCUCCAAACUUUGUGGCCUUCAAAUUAGCACAACAGUGUGUAGUGAGCUUCAUGGAAUGGGUUUUCAUGGCCGUGCUGCAUUCA
Staurois parvus is the source of this 330-nucleotide messenger RNA. The record is from the annotation of a GenBank genome assembly. Lineage: Eukaryota; Metazoa; Chordata; Amphibia; Anura; Ranidae.